Sinocyclocheilus grahami is the source of this 651-nucleotide messenger RNA. Its product is annotated as B-cell linker protein-like. Lineage: Eukaryota; Metazoa; Chordata; Actinopteri; Cypriniformes; Cyprinidae. Bases 1 to 399 code for a protein of 132 amino acids. The transcript has 4 exons. The record is from RefSeq and is a predicted model, not a curated record. Gene Ontology annotation, biological process: intracellular signal transduction; cell surface receptor protein tyrosine kinase signaling pathway.
AUGUUCUUUCCUCACACAGGAGCAAAGCCAGUCGCUCAGGGGGCGGGGCUACAGGACAAAGAGUGGUUUGCUGGAGUUUGUGAACGCAAGACUGCAGAGGAAACUGUGCUCAGGAUUAACAAGGACGGCACGUUUCUGGUCAGAUACAGCAGUUCUCAGAAUGACCGUCAGCCCUUCACGCUGGUCGUGCUUUACCGGCAGAGCGUUUACAACAUCCCGGUGCGCUUCCUGGAGGAUUCGCAACAGUACGCGCUCGGAAAAGAGGGCAAGAAGACAGAAGAGCUCUUCAGCAGUUUGCAGGAGAUGAUCUCUCAUCACAUGAAGAACCCCAUCCUCCUGAUCGACCGUAAGAGUCAAGCUAAACACAGCACUCUCCUCUCACGCCCCGUUCGGCCCUAACGCUCCCGUCCCGCUCUCAUUUCAACCCCCACCGCCUGAUACUGACCCUGAUCUCACAAACACUCACUCAUACUCUGCCUGAAUUAUUUAUUACAUUGUGUUUGUAAUGCACUCCGAUGUUCAUAGUACGUCUUGUGUUCAGUACAUUUCAUGUUUGGGGAUUUUUGAAUGUAUGUAGUGUUCAUUAACUUUAGUUAAACUCUAUGCAUAUACUGUAUAAUGUUUACAGGACAACUUGUUGUCUCGUGUAAA